This is a messenger RNA of Erigeron canadensis, 501 nucleotides long. RefSeq lists its product as uncharacterized. NCBI's taxonomy places the organism in Eukaryota, Viridiplantae, Streptophyta, Magnoliopsida, Asterales, Asteraceae. The record is from RefSeq and is a predicted model, not a curated record. Bases 1 to 501 code for a protein of 166 amino acids. The transcript is spliced from 2 exons.
AUGAAAAAACGUAUUGGUUCCACUGUAAUCUUAGAUGAACCACUUGAAUGGUCCGACGAUAGCAGUCUAGCGGUGUUUGCGGACGCCAUUGAUGCCGAGGAGGCCACCGACACCGAAAGUUCUACGGCACGGUCAAGGCGUAAAUUCGUGAACCGCAACCGUUGGGCUGCUUCAGAAAGGUUGCAUCGCGACUACUUUUGUGAAAAGCCCAAAUACGACGAAGAGUUUUUUGAAGAUAGGUAUCGUAUGCCUAAGCAUUUGUUCUUAAAGAUCCUCGUAACCGGCAAUCCACCAGAUGAGUACGACGAGUAUUUAGAGAUGGAGCAAAGAACAUCACGUGAAUGCCUUCAAUACUUUUGUGACGCUAUUGUUCAGACAUAUAGCAGCGAAUACCUGCGUAGACCAACAACCCAUGAUAUCCUCCGUUUGUUUGAAGCACAAGAAAAGAGACAUCACUUGCCUGGGAUGUUUGGUAGUCUAGAUUGUACACAUCUUGCUUAG